CCCCCCGAAGUAAUAAGAAAACAAUGUGACGCUCCACCGGGCAUUCGCUUGGGGACUGAGAGACGACGCCAUGCUGAGGACAUUCGGCAGCCGGGCCUGAGCUGGAAGAGGAUCGUCGCCCCCCGCCGAUGUUUGUGUAGAAGACGUCUGCUCAUCCGACGAGUCAGCCAGCACUGCACCACCGCCAUGAGGACCACCACGUGUCUACAGUUCGUCCUUCCUGUCUUCUUACUCAUUAAAGGUGUCGGCUCUCAAUGGACAGUAUGGAUGCCCAAGGUCAUGUCCACCAUGAAGAGUUCCUGCAUCGUCAUCCCAUGCAACUUUCAGUACCCUCCUAGUGUGAGGCCUCAAAAUGGAGUCCAUGGCAUAUGGUACUUCGGGGACCCCUACCCUCAGAAGUACCCCCCGGUUGUGUUCAAGUCCCGGACGGACAUUGUUCACGAGAGCUACAAACACCGCACCAAGCUGCUGGGAGACCUGCGGGAGAAGAACUGCACGCUGCAGAUCAGCAACGUCGGACUCGAGCACGGGGGAAAGUAUUUCUUCAGAGCGGAUCUGGGGGGCUCGAACGUUUACACCUACCCCGACUUUUCAGACGUCAGGGUCUUAGACAGCCCCAUCAUCGACGAACCCGAGGAGAUCAUCAAUGAGAUGGCGGUGACGCUGAGCUGCUCUGCCCCGAAUAACUGCCCUGACAUGGCCCCCGAGGUCAACUGGUUCAACACGGAAGGGUUAGAAGAGCCGCUCGUGACGGUCAAAUAUAUCGACGAUGUGGACAACACCAUGGUGUCCUCUGAGCUCUCCUUCGUCCCCUCGUACACCCACAACGGCAAGGAGCUGGGCUGCAAGGUGCACUACCCCAACAGCAGCCUGUCGUAUGGCAGCAUGAUCGCUCUGGACGUCAAGUAUCCGCCCCGGGAAGUGGAGGUGAACAUGUCCUUAGAAGCGAUGGAAGGCAGCACGGUGGUCCUGCACUGCAUCGUGGACAGCAACCCCCCUCCGCUCAUCACGUGGUACCUGUAUGAUGUUCUCGUCAAGGAGGAGGAGGCACAAAACUCCACGCUGGUCCUCGAGAACCUGCAGCCGAGCCAGGAGGGCAUCUACACGUGCAACGCCGAUAACAAAUACGGGGAGAAGAACAAUUCCCUCUUUGUGGCCGUCAAGUACCCCCCACGGGAGCCAUCAGUUAACUCUUCAGUGACCAUACAAGAAGGCACGACCAUCACACUUCACUGCAGCUCCGAGGGUAACCCGGUGCCAACACUGACCUGGUUCAGAGAUGGCACCUUAGUCAGCAGUGUUGUCUCUGAAAGCCAAUCCAUCCUUGAAAUCCGUGACAUCACCUUUGAGAGUGACGGCAACUACCGCUGCUUAGCGGAGAAUGAACACGGCCGAGCCAGCAGCCAUGUCAACGUGACUGUCCAGUUUGCCCCUGUGUUCCUGACAGACUCAAAGUGCACCGUCAUUCGGGAAGGAAUCCAAUGUGUGUGUAUGGCCUCUGGAAACCCGGAGCCAAGCGUGGAGUUCACCCUGCCGGAUGAGAACCUGACGAUCAAUGAGACGGAGGACGAGUUCAAUUACUACUCGAGCACCGACGGCUACGUGGUGACCGGCAUGAUCAAGCUGAAGGAGAAGCCGCCGACCGGACUCAAUGUCUUAUGCACCAUGUCCAACGUCUACGGCAACGAGACCAUCAAACUGGAACUGCAGCAGGAAAAAAAGAUCACUUUGGCGGUGGUCAUCGGCACCGUCGGUGGAGUGGCUGUCAUCGCUUUCAUCAUCGCCGCUGUGCGCUACAUUGGGCGCAACAACCAGAAGGAAAACGCGUCAGGCAGCAGCGCCCAGCAGCCAGAAAACCCACCGAUGAUCUACAGCUCUGUGAAGAAGGAAGCCGAAAGCCUCCGCAAGAAAGUGAUUAGGACUGAACUUUUGGGUUCAAAGUUUACGUCAAUCCUUGAAGAGCCCUACAUGGGCAAUGACGGCGAGUACCAGUACCCCAAUGCCACCUCGGAGUCGGAGCAGGAGCUCAACUACGCCUCUCUACAGUUUUCGAGCCAUCAGUGUACGGAAUCCUCUGUCCAGACAGACAUAGUCAGCGAUUACACGGAGAUUAAACGAAAAUGAGGUGCGCUCCAGUGCCUCACGCCAAGCUGAUCUUCCCCUUUCCUCAUCUCAUCACAACGUUUGUGGCCUCCCGGGUCUGACAAAAAUCAAAACCGAGCGAUGCACCACAAAGAGCCAGUCUACUGCCGAGUUUAACGUCCGUCCUCACGGUGGCCCUCAUUACGAUGCCCGAAGAAGACCCUCCCCAGACCCCCUGUCUCACCCCUCUGUGUACAGGACUGUGUAGAACUGCACAAUGUGUGACAAAGUAACAAGCUAUUGAGAUGUGUGAGCUGGCGCUGAGGAGGGUGGUGAAGUGCAGGGCAUUUUGAGGGCCGUUUUGUUCCCUUUAUGAUGUGUGAGAAUCCCGACCUAAAACAUGCAAGAGUCAUUGGGCUCAGUUAGUUUUGAAGGAUUCACAGCAUGCACAAUUAAAGUAACUAAUCCGUUUUCUCCACUGUCAACGGGUCUGUCUGAGUGUUUGCACACAGGAGUAACCCAAACUUCAAGUCUCCCGUGCUGAGUGAAGUGAACACACGCAGAUCUUUGUCAAACAUUCAGAAACGGGGCCUCGAAAGAUGAAUGAAUGGCCUGCUUAGUCAGUGAAGAUAAAUUGAUCUCCUCAGCCCUUCCAUUCCUCAGAUCGAUUUCAUCCCAAGGUAGGAAGCAGCAAAGAGCUCAAGGUGGGACGACAUCAAGUAGGCGAUGAGCUGGCGGGCCUACGGGUGGGAGCUGGAAGUUGAGUCUGAAUAUCGUUCCCCUCUUAUUCCUUGGUAAAUCACUGCUGGGUGUCAUUUGGUCUCGUCUGACGAUGGGCCUCAGAUAAGAGCGGAUGAAACUCGCAAACGGCGAUGAGCAGAACGACGCGUACGCAAUUGCGCUCUCAGUUCAAACUCAAUGUGUGAAAUAAAUUGGGUCUCUGUUACGAUUUGAAUAUCCAGGAAGGCUUUUCACAAUCUACACAUCUGUUCUGGGGUUUACACACCCAAGGAAUGGAAUUCUGAUGUUAGUUUUUUCCUACCAUGAAUCCUUCCCAUGACAGCGUUUUGUGUUGUUCAUGGGCAUCGACGUUUUGCAUCGACCGUUACAAUGGUAGUUACUCACCAUCCCCUGGGAGUGUGCGACGUUAUCAGUGGGCCCGUAUUAAGGUCAGCACGUGGGGUCUACGACUAUCGGAGUAUUGGAUACAAACACCAGUAAGGGUCUUUACUUUACCAUUCAAGCAAUUUUGGAUUACCGCACAUCGUUUGUGCCAUUUCCUUCUUUGAUUUUUGCUUGGCGAUUGACACGUGAGGACAGUAAGGUUUGAACAACUUUGCCUUCUCUUUUGAACUUCUAACUGCUUUAUACUGUAAAUCAGAGUCUUUCCAUCUCUUUUUAAGUCGUUCAUUUUGUGUCAUUCACCUGAAACAAAAGGCGUCGAGUUCCUGCCUGGGAGUCUUUUCAUGCUUUAAUAUCCACAGACGUCCGCCUGUGAUUUAAUAUUUAAAUAAAGUCCUCCAGUCCAAAAACUAGCAAACCGACAGACGUGUGCAUAACCUCAACACGGAUAUGAUGGUUGCUAGGUAACGGCAGUAGGGGGCGGGAUUAGGCAGUAGAGGAAACAGAAGCGCAUGGCGGUGCGUAUUGACGUGGAAAAGAAAAAACGUAUUGCACUGCUCCGCGGCGAUUAUGAACGAGAGGCGUAGACGGAAUUGACGAUAUUGACGUAACUCACGUCACGUGUGCUACAGAAAUGGGCGAACACGGAAGGAGGAAACAAAGCUUUAGGAAGCAAUGUUCCUUGGUUUGUACCCCAAAAAACUCUUUAGGGGGCUUUGUGUUGAGCAAUCAUAACGGGGCCUGCAAAACAGAUGGUAGUGUCGGUGAAACUGCGUGCAAAUCGAAACGGCCAUCACUACUCACUCAAAUAUGUUUGUAUUUACCAAGGAAUAAAGAAGGUAACAAUAUUCCAAGAUUAGGCCAAUUCAGCACCAUCAAAUCGUAAAGACAAAAGCUAUCAAGCGGCAUAGAGCCCUGUAAUUACCCCAAACCAGCACCGCUCUUCAAAAGAAGCUCAAUAUUCCUAACUAAUUCCUUCCUCCGUCAGCUUUAUAUAUUUUCAGCAGUAGUUUCUUCCCAAUUCAAAGUAUUUUUGUUUCCCUGUACUUCUGUCCUUAGUAAUGUCAGAACACAAGCAAUGUUCUAGAAGAUGGCUAACCAAAAACAAACGUCAGCGGGCCAGACUGUGAGGUCAGAGAGAAUCGAAAGAAGUCAGAAACGAAAAGAAGAGUCGCAAACCGAAGCACAAACCCAGCACGCUGCCACUAAAUGAGUCCACCAAGGGACUGAUUGUCACAUCUUUAAAUCGUGAUGUCCCCGGAGCUGCUCUCAGUCAUUUGAUUUCUCCAAGCAGCCUGGGACCACAGGUGUCCAUCCGGUCCGGGACGACUCCUAGGAUAUCAGGAUAGAAUAGCAGGAGGACAUUUUAAACCCUGCAGUGUCUUCAUGCUGUGCAAUACAAGAACAUAGAAACACAUAAGGAUUUUAGGGUCUAAGAUGGACGAAACUCCAUUUAAUGACAUUAAAGAAGAUGAAGAUCGCAGGCACUAUGAGGUCACCCUUUGGUGGGCCUCCAUCACUGCUGGUCCAAGCAGGCCGUCCUUCAGGGCUGUGUGUUCAGGAGAACAGAAGUGCUGGAGGUGACCUAACAGAGAAUAUUAACUAGACGUCUGGCGUCCCAUCAGACCAUCCUGAUAAGGAUCACGACGUGAGACAACUGAGAUAUUAGCUCUCCAUCGUGGCCAUCUGGUUAGCUAACAUCUCACCUGCCCCCUCAUCCCAUCCACGUGUUUGCAUGAACUCCACGGCAGAUUCCAACGACUGACCAUAUCUGAAGCUAUUCUUCAUCAACUGCCCAACUCUGACAAAGGAUCUCAGAGAUGCCCAACAUUCACCGAAUCCAAAAUCGAUUCGACAUUUUGACAGUGGAAGGGAAUGUUGAGGAGUAAAGUAAAUUUGUAAUUCAAUCACUUUGACUUUUUUAAGAUCAGUAAAUAACAAAUGCCCAGGCCCACAUUACACCACACCUUCACACCAUAAGGUUUACAGUUCCUUGUACUGGGCAAUGCCACAAGAGCUGGGGAUGGCAGUGCCCAUUCACCUGAACUGUCUCCAUCAUGAAUAAGAUGGUCUGCCAUUCUUGGGAUGUCUGCUCACUUCAGGAUUCUUCACGAAGGACUGGUUGCCAGUCCAAAGAACCGACUGGUAUUUUUAUAAAUCCAUUAAAUGUUUAUAAUGUUAGACACCUUUAUGUACUAAAUAUGCCAAUUUAACAUUGAAGGGGUGAACUUGAUGGUACAGAGUGGGACUGCAACCAGAACAGGAGAUCUUCGGCCGGGGGUUGUGUUUCAAAGGCGCACAAAGACAAGCACCAGCUGAUUGGAUGUCAUCAGUAGUGGGCGGGGGCAUCCUCUGUACCUCCCCUCUCUCUCUCGCCCUCACCACCUCAGCCUCUCUCUCUCUCUCUCGCUCGCUUGCCCGCUCCUCUAACCCUCUCCCUGUGAGCGAGGUGUACGUGUAAAGGCGCUAUACACCUGCAUGUCCGUAUUCGUUAGAUAUCACGCACGUCAUUUCUCAGUGGACUGGCUCAGAGGACCACCUUAAAACAUUCAAGUCAAAACAAAAUGAUCAAAUAAGCAACAUACGGCAAAAAGACGACGGCAGCAGAGAAGAGUGCCUCUGAACGUCCCAGCACUCCCCAGAAAACUCUGACGCCUCCCAUCAGCGCGCCCCUGCAUUCCGGUGGGCUUCUCCAGUGUUUUGUACAUACGAGGACUGUAUGCAUGAGAAAUACCCGACUAACCACUGCAAAUCAGCUGAGAGGACAUCAGUCGUUCAGGCCCAUUGGAUGAGCACCGAGGCCUGAAGUGCGGCUGCAGACAUUUAAGCAAAAUGCAAAGAAACUUACCGUAACUUAACUGUGUGAUGCUAACGGCUUUUCACUGAUGGCCAGGCAGGCAGGCAGGCAGGGUGUCUCCCUGAGGGCAGCACCUUCAUGUCACUUCCUUGGAUCUUCUGCUUUAACCUUUUUAAUCAUGGUGUGAAUACAACAAACAAAAAAAUGAACUUUUUUUUAUUAUGUAAAUCUCAAAAAUGAGGAAAUGUGAAAAGCGAAAGGCAGCAGGAGCGACUCCUGAACGGCGACAGGCCGGCCUGAGGAAGCUCCUGGGUUCCUCCGAAUCUGUAUAAAGCUGGCCCAGCUCUGCUCGUGUCGCAGCGUCGCCUCAGCCUGUAAAUACACUUAACACCUCGAAUUCGACGAGCUCACUCUUAUUUAUUAAUGGAAUUCUGUACAUAAUACACCAAUAAAGACCACCUGUGAAACGGA
Messenger RNA from Polypterus senegalus (gray bichir), 6472 nucleotides. It is a transcript of the gene mag, whose product is annotated as myelin associated glycoprotein. The coding region runs from base 187 to 2124 and encodes 645 amino acids. NCBI's taxonomy places the organism in Eukaryota, Metazoa, Chordata, Cladistia, Polypteriformes, Polypteridae. The transcript is spliced from 12 exons. The record is from RefSeq and is a predicted model, not a curated record.